Arvicola amphibius (Eurasian water vole) is the source of this 615-nucleotide messenger RNA. RefSeq names its product keratin-associated protein 4-4-like. The record is from RefSeq and is a predicted model, not a curated record. The coding region runs from base 1 to 615 and encodes 204 amino acids. NCBI's taxonomy places the organism in Eukaryota, Metazoa, Chordata, Mammalia, Rodentia, Cricetidae. Gene Ontology annotation, cellular component: keratin filament. The transcript is spliced from 2 exons.
AUGGUCAGCUCCUGUUGUGGCUCUGUCUGCUCUGAGGAGAGCUGUGGCCAAGGCUGCUGCCAGCCCAGCUGCUGCCAGACCACCUGCUGCAGGCCCACCUGCUGUACCACCUGCUGCAGGCCUACCUGCUGUGUGUCCAGCUGCUGCAGACCCAGCUGCUGUCAGUCUGUGUGCUGCCAGCCCACCUGUUGCCGCCCCAGCUGCUGCCGCCCCAGCUGCUGCAUUUCUAGCUGCUGCAGGCCUUCCUGCUGCCGGCCCAGCUGCUGCGUGUCCAGCUGUUGCAGACCCAGCUGCUGCAGACCCCAGUGCUGCCAGUCUGUGUGCUGCCAGCCUACCUGCUGCCGCCCCAGCUGCUGCAUUUCCAGCUGCUGCAGGCCUUCCUGCUGCCGCCCCAGCUGCUGUGUCUCUAGCUGCUGCAGGCCUUCCUGCUGCCGCCCCAGCUGCUGUGUCUCUAGCUGCUGCAGGCCUUCCUGUUGCCGCCCCAGCUGUUGUGUGUCCAGCUGCUGCAGGCCCCAGUGCUGCAUCUCCAGCUGCUGCCGCCCCAUCUGUUGCCAAACUACCUGCUGCAGGACCACCUGCUGCCGCCCAGCAUGCUCUAGCGGUUCUUGCUGCUGA